This is a messenger RNA of Arabidopsis lyrata subsp. lyrata, 555 nucleotides long. RefSeq names its product 25S rRNA (cytosine-C(5))-methyltransferase nop2. Bases 1 to 555 code for a protein of 184 amino acids. The transcript is spliced from 6 exons. The record is from RefSeq and is a predicted model, not a curated record. NCBI's taxonomy places the organism in Eukaryota, Viridiplantae, Streptophyta, Magnoliopsida, Brassicales, Brassicaceae.
AUGAAGAACAUUUUGGAGGAGAAUCCCGUCGAAGAGCAUGUGUUACCAACAGACGGUGAAGAAUCAUCUAAUGAACCAUCUGAUUCUGAUGGAUCUGUUGAAGAAGAAGAAUAUCUUCAUGACCUUGAGGACGAUGAUGAUGAUGUGAACGAUAUGGAUUAUGAAGAAGUAGCAGUAGAAGAAGCUAAUCAUGUUGACCUUGAGGACGAUGAUGAUGAUUUCAAUUUGGACAUUUACUCUCCUCGACCUAAUGAAGAAGUAGCAGAAGAAGAUAUCUUGCUACUAAGGAUAGAAGAAACUGUUGAAGUGCUGGAAAAAUUUAGUCAAUUGAGGCAACAAGGCUUCACAAGGUCUGAUUAUGUUGACCAGCUUAAAGAUGAUCUUGCUUCUCUUUACGUGUACAAUAGGUUUCUUAUUACAACUUUGGUGGAGGAUGGGCUUGUCAUUGGUGAUGGACAUGCAUGUCUCAUUGCUUUAACUCUUCAAUACAUGGUUGGGUGCUUUAUGAUUCAAAACAUUGGUUCCUUGUUCGAUGUAAUGACAUUAGAUCCAUAG